Nelumbo nucifera (sacred lotus) is the source of this 2093-nucleotide messenger RNA. Its product is annotated as calcium-dependent protein kinase 34. NCBI's taxonomy places the organism in Eukaryota, Viridiplantae, Streptophyta, Magnoliopsida, Proteales, Nelumbonaceae. Gene Ontology annotation, biological process: protein phosphorylation. Gene Ontology annotation, molecular function: protein kinase activity; calcium ion binding; ATP binding. The record is from RefSeq and is a predicted model, not a curated record.
UCUUUCAAACCCAAUUCAAACUUACCCUCCCCUACAAUCCCUCACCAUCCAUUCUAUCCCCUUUCUAUAUUGUUCAAUUGUCCAACCUAUUUUCUUUCCUUUUCCACAUAUCCUUCUCUCCCUGAGCUUUCCUUUCUCUCUCUAUACAUGCUUAUCCUUCUCCAAACAAUCUCUUCUCCAACCCCCCAAACCCUCCCUGGCUACCGUCCCCUCAUUCCUUCCCUCUUGCCAUGGGUAAUUGCUUCUCCCAUGGAAACAAAAAUGCGAAAGACGCGAAAGGCGAAACCCCCGCCGACAACCAGGAUGCCAAUGGAGAAAACCCAACAGAUAAUGCACCCAGAGCUUCAUCUGUGACCACGGCUUCCAAGUGUUCCAGGUCUCAGAUCGGAACCGUCUUGGGUCGGCCCAUGGAAGAUAUUAAAACGGUGUACACAAUUGGGAAGGAGCUCGGCCGAGGACAAUUUGGAGUCACACAUCUAUGUACCCACAAAGUUACAGGUGAGCAAUUUGCUUGUAAGACAAUAGCAAAGAGGAAGCUGGUUAACAAAGAGGACAUUGAGGAUGUUCGGAGGGAGGUUCAGAUCAUGCAUCACUUGGCUGGCCAACCCAACAUUGUUGAAUUGAAAGGAGCAUAUGAGGAUAAGCACUCUGUACAUUUGGUCAUGGAACUGUGCGCUGGAGGAGAGCUCUUUGACAAGAUCAUAGCCAAGGGCCAUUACUCUGAACGUGCAGCUGCUUCAUUGCUCAGGACAAUUGUUCAGAUUGUUCAUACCUGCCAUUCUAUGGGAGUUGUCCACAGGGAUUUAAAGCCAGAAAAUUUCCUCCUAUUAAGCAAGGAUGAGAAUGCUCCUCUGAAGGCUACAGAUUUUGGUCUCUCUGUCUUCUUCAAGCAAGGUGAGAUAUUCAGGGAUAUAGUUGGCAGCGCAUAUUAUAUUGCACCUGAAGUCUUGAAGAGAAGAUAUGGACCAGAAGUGGAUAUAUGGAGUAUAGGAGUCAUGUUGUAUAUUCUUCUCUGUGGAGUUCCUCCUUUUUGGGCCGAAUCAGAGCAUGGAAUUUUCAAUUCCAUCUUACGCGGACAUAUCGAUUUCUCAAGCGACCCAUGGCCCUCAAUUUCGCCUGGAGCAAAGGAUCUUGUUAGAAAGAUGCUCAAUUCAGACCCCAAGCAAAGGUUGACAGCAUUUGAAGUUCUCAAUCAUCCGUGGAUCAAAGAAGACGGAGAAGCACCCGAUGUACCUCUUGACAAUGUUGUCUUCAACAGGCUCAAACAAUUCAGGGCAAUGAACAAGUUUAAGAAAGUUGCUCUUCGGAUAAUUGCAGGCUGUCUAUCAGAGGAAGAAAUCAUGGGACUAAAGCAAAUGUUCAAGAGCAUGGAUACUGACAACAGUGGCACCAUAACUCUUGAAGAGCUGAAACAAGGACUCUCCAAGCAAGGAACAAAGUUAUCAGAGUACGAAGUUAAACAGUUAAUGGAAGCUGCUGAUGCAGAUGGCAAUGGAACCAUAGACUAUGAUGAGUUCAUCACUGCAACAAUGCACAUGAACAGAAUGGACAGAGAAGAGCAUCUUUAUACUGCAUUCCAGUACUUUGAUAAAGAUAAUAGCGGGUACAUUACAACAGAAGAGCUAGAGCAGGCUCUAAGAGAGUUCGGAAUGCAUGAUGGAAGGGACAUAAAGGAAAUACUUUCAGAAGUCGACAGUGAUAAUGAUGGAAGAAUCAACUACGACGAGUUUGUAGCAAUGAUGAGGAAAGGGAACCCAGAAGCCAACCCAAAGAAGCGACGUGAUGUAUUUGUUUGAUUGGUAAUUGACCAAUGCCAAGAAGGAAAAUCCAACUGUGUUUUGAAAGUGUAACAUUUCUCAUGUAUACUCCUGGUGUUUGUCAUGGUGGAGAAGCUGAAGGGUAUGCUUUAUUAAGAUGUAUCCAUGAGAUUUUCAUGGAUAUACAUGUACAAUAUCUGUUGAGGUGAGAUGAUGGGAGGGGAUAGGUGUAGAGAGAUGAUUUAACAAGAACUAUUUGUAGGGUUGUGGGGUUGGAUUCUAUCCCUUUAUUAACAUUGUAUUUUGUAACCAGUCCAAAGAAUAUAUUGUCUAAUG